AUGUCGUCACUGACGAUCGAAUCAUCGCACGAAUUAUUGGCUCAAAUCAGUCAACGAGCUGCUGAAUCAUUGGAAAAUCAUGGAGAGAUUACGGAAGGACAAACCGAAGCUCAGCCUGGAUCAAAUAAUAAUGAGCACACCGAUGCCUCACCAUCACCCGAUCAAUCCAUCAACAAUUUUGACAUCGAAGCUCAACAGAAAGCUUUGCAACGUUUGAUUGGCAAUCUCCGGAACCCAUUCGCGAUCAGCGGUUUACCGCCAUUUCUCUCGGUGUUGCAGCAGAAUCCAUUGCAUCUACAACAACAGCUGCUAAGUUUGGCGUCAGUGAGCGGCGCGAAUCCAGAUGACGAGGAUGAGUCGGAGAAUUUGGGAGGUGGCGAGCCGGAGGACUUGUCGAUUGGAUUUAAAAAGGAUAAAAAAGAUGAUGGAGAGAUGACACCGAUUGGUGCAGGACAGCCAAAUUGGAGCUACGAAGAGCAAUUUAAACAGGUUCAAAAAUUUGUUUUCUUAAAAUUCUCU
Molecule: messenger RNA, 519 nt
Organism: Mesorhabditis belari
Lineage: Eukaryota; Metazoa; Nematoda; Chromadorea; Rhabditida; Rhabditidae
Source: the annotation of a GenBank genome assembly